Cloeon dipterum is the source of this 1877-nucleotide messenger RNA. RefSeq lists its product as uncharacterized. Gene Ontology annotation, molecular function: protein binding. Gene Ontology annotation, biological process: neurogenesis. The transcript is spliced from 5 exons. Bases 1 to 1434 code for a protein of 477 amino acids. NCBI's taxonomy places the organism in Eukaryota, Metazoa, Arthropoda, Insecta, Ephemeroptera, Baetidae. The record is from RefSeq and is a predicted model, not a curated record. Gene Ontology annotation, cellular component: cytosol.
AUGGCCCAAGGAGUAAUGAGCUUCAGCAGGGAGUCGUCCCGCUCGGACAGCAUCGACGAGUCCGACGAACCGAAGACCCCUAGGAGAAAAAGGUCUUCAUUCGCCACAAGGUUCCUUGCAGACCUUGGACCUUUUCACGACAUCGGCUUUUUUGUAGGGUCUAACGAAGAUGAUCAAAGGUUGAUAACCUGCCACAAGCUUGCAUUGGCUAGAGUGAGCGAUGUCUUUGCGCACCUUUUUUAUCGGCCGGACACUGAUGUGGACGAAGACGAACCCAUUUUCGUGCCUGACAUGUCCCCGUUGGCCUUUGAGGCGAUGUGCGGGUUCGCGUAUACCGGCGAAAUGUACGUCGAGAGCUUUGACGAGUGCUGCGGCUUGCUGUACGCUGCUAAAAAAUACAACUUGUCUGAAGGUCUGCGGAACCAAUGCAGGGCAUAUCUGUGGGCAAACAUCUACCCUAACAAUGUCUGGCGCUGCUUGGAAUUCGCGAUGAACAAUGAAGAGCCUGCACUGUACCAGACCGCACUUCAGAUUCUCCAGCUGAAAACUUCCAAGCUUCUGACCAGAGAGAAGUUCAGGAAAGUGUCCGAGAGCUGUUUAAUAACCCUUUUGCAGCAAGAAAGACUCGCCAUUAGGUCAGAAUACGAGCUUUAUGACGCCUGUCUACGUUGGGCAGAGCGGCAAAUCGACAAACGUAAUCUGACCAACUCAAGAGAGACUGUCCGCAAACUACUCGAGCCUGCCUUCUUGCAUUUGCGACUUUUGGCUAUGAGCGACGAGGAAAUCAGCCAAGGUCCUCUUGCUGACGACAUUUUGACGGAUGAGGAGGCAGUCGCGUUGUUAAAUAGAGAAGAAUUAGGCGGCAUUUUCUGUCCCGUUCAGGACGAGCGCAUGCAGCCGAAAGUAAACAGUUUCGAGACGUUUGCUUUCAACGACGAGCUUUUCCUCAUACACCUUGAGAAUGAGUACUUUGAAAACACCUAUGACGUUUUCGCGAUGGCGUUCUCGUCAAGUGGAGACUUCCAUUCUACACAGCUAGGGAUCAUCGUUCCCACUCAAAUUCGUCCAAAAGACUGCACAGAAGACUCCUACGACGAAGACCUUACUGUAUUUCUCUACAAUUGCACCAAAGGAGAGAUGAUGUCAAUAACCCGGUUCAGAGGGUCCGUACCUUACGACUCGCAGAUCGAAGUACCCUUCCGCCAGCAAGUGGAACUUAAGUGCAAAAGAGUUCGUAAGGUAAUAAAGGUCGUGUUCCAUAGAACAGGAACCUACCCUGCAAAUUAUCAGUUGGAAGAGGGAAAGGAUAGCGAAUUUAAAGUUGGAAAUUUCAAUGGACAGGAAAAUGUCAAAUUGUGGCACAAACGAUCUUAUGGCUAUAUUCAUUUUUGUGCUUAUACAGUUGAGGUAGCCAGUAUUGAUAGAGGAGAUUAAAUCUCUCGUUUAAAAAUUAAAUCAUUUACCGACCAAAAAUUAAAAAAAUAACAAAAAACAUAAGAUUGGCUGAGCAGUCAGUAGGCAGCCUUGUAAUAUUUUAAAUAUAAUUUGAUGCAAAAAUCAUUUUUCGAAAUUUUUAAUGUUAAUUGAGGAUUAUUUGGGAUAUUGUGCCGGGCUAUUAAGUAAAUUUUAUUACAGAAUUAGCUUAAAUAUAGGUGUGAAAUUCGAACUAUCUUUCUGAGGCCGGAUGGUGUAUUUUGAUAGAGAAAUGUAUAAAAUAAAUACUUUAAAUUUAUGUUUAAUUCCCAUUCCGCUUCAUGUUCUUGACUUUUUAAAAUUCUUAUAAUUUGUAGAGUGAUAAUAUAUGUAAUAAAAUUAUUUGAUGCACAAUGUUGUUAAAGUUAAGAUUAUAUAUAUAUGAUGCUAAUGCUUACUUUGAA